UGUUUGGUUAUGGCACAGAUAAUUAUCAUCAGUUUUCAAUGUGUUCCUCUAACUCUUCAUAUACCAUGAAAACUUUGGUUCUCUUGUUCAUUCUUGGCUUGACAAAUUCAAGAAUAUCCUAUGCAAGUAUAAUUGGAUAUGCAGGAAGUUUUAAUGUCCUGGAUUAUGGAGCUGCUGCUGAUGGUAUUACAGAUGAUUCUCAAGCAUUUCUUAAUGCUUGGAAUGAUGCAUGUUCAUCAGCUGGUGGAUCUCCUGAAGUGAUUAUUCCUCCAAAUAUGAUAUUUUUACUUAGUCCUGUCACAUUCAGAGGUCCCUGCAAUUCUGAAAACAUCUAUUUUGUGAUAUCAGGUAGACUUGUUGCACCAAGCUCACCUGGUAUAUGGACCGGGCAGGAUGCGAGUCAGUGGCUGGCGUUUAGAAAUGUUAGCGGUCUAAUUGUCGAUGGCUCAGGAACCAUUGAUGGGCAAGGACAAGGAUGGUGGGAUCAAUCAUGUAGAUACCACCCUGACAUGGAAGGAUGUACAAGAUUAGCUCCUACUGCCUUGAAGUUCAUUUUUUGCAGUCAGAGUUCUAUUAGUAACAUUUACUUUGGCAACAGUGCCCAAACUCAUAUACUUAUAGAGAGAUGCAAUGGAUUCAAAGUGGAUAGUGUAAUGAUUGAAUCUCCAGGAAAUAGUCCAAAUACUGAUGGAAUUCACAUUCAGUCUUCUCAAUAUGUGGCCAUUACCAAUUCUAAAAUAAGCAGUGGGGAUGAUUGCAUUUCAAUUGGAGAUUACACUUCUAAUGUCCAAAUAUACAAUAUCCAAUGUGGACCAGGUCAUGGUAUAAGUAUUGGAAGCUUAGGAAAAGGUGGUAAUUUUGCUCAAGUAGAAAACAUUCAUGUGAGCAAUGCUUUCUUCUAUGGAACUACAAAUGGAGCUCGUAUCAAGACAUGGCAGGUUGGCAGAGGAUAUGUACGAGAUGUUAUAUUUGAGAAUCUUGAAUUUAACUCAGUCAAGAACCCCAUUAUAAUUGACCAGAAUUACUGCGAUGUUCGAGGAGCUUGCAAGGAAAUGGUAACUGGAGUGCAAAUCAGCAAUGUUAUUUACCAGAAUAUAUUUGGAACAUCGAGCACAAAUAUCGCCAUAAAUCUGAACUGCAGUAUGUCAGUGCCAUGUACUGAUAUAACAAUGCAACUAAUACAACUAACAUCAGCGACACCAGGAACAGCGACACCAGGAAGGGAAGUCACUGCUUAUUGUAGGAAUGCUUAUGGCCAAGAAUAUAGUAUUGAACCUGGUCCUUGUAUCUCAGAAUAUUGAGAUUUUUAAUUUUUCUCAACACCUACUUUAUAGUGCUAACACCAAUAAUUCUUUGUUGUGUGCAUAACCAGAAAAGGAAAGGAAAUGACAAACAAAAUGAAACAAACUUGUCAGUGUUGUAGCACAGUAAUCAUUGUACACUCAAAUUUUUGUUUAGCCUUCAUUUAAGGUUAAGUUAUGUACUGCUAAUUUUCUAUGUAGUACCAUAGUUGAUGUUGGAUGA
Molecule: messenger RNA, 1524 nt
Organism: Nicotiana tabacum (common tobacco)
Lineage: Eukaryota; Viridiplantae; Streptophyta; Magnoliopsida; Solanales; Solanaceae
Product: polygalacturonase QRT2-like
Biological process (GO): carbohydrate metabolic process
Molecular function (GO): polygalacturonase activity
Source: RefSeq, a predicted model, not a curated record